AUGACCCGGCAGGGUGAUCUACCGGAUUCAAAGGAGGAGGUGGAGGCAGAUGAUGGCGAACAGAAGUGGAAGGUCGGUGAUCGUGUGUAUGCUGUUUGGGCGGGCAACAGCUGCUACUACGUUUGCACGAUAGCAGAGGUGCGCGAACUGGACAGGAAGGUGGUCGUCACCUGGGACGAUGCGGACACGUCGCACCGCACAGUCAGCUUCGACCAGGUUAUGCGUCCUUCUGACGAAACCACUGCCUGGAGCAAAGCAAGGAUUGAGCGGCGGGCCACCGUCCGAGAAACGAAGCAAAAGGGACGGUGUCUUUUUACCAACGAGGCCUGCGAGCCGGGCCAGGUGGUCUUUGUGGAAAGACCGCUCCUUGUGGCUCUGCCAGCUGUUGCGCCCAAGCUUUGGGAAUGUCUUCAGAAGCUUCAUGGAGCUCAGCCGCUAAACCUUGGAACCAUCACGUUCCAUUUCGCUGCACUGGUUUCAGUGCUAACACUUGAUGCGGCUGACAUCGGCAUCAUCCGGGACAAAUAUGUGCCUGACACGGAUGAGGAACCCAAUGAGGAUGUGACUCGAAUCCUGCAAGCACUGCAGGCUGCUCCCACGGAAUUAGCGAAGGAGCAGAUGUCCAAGCUGGAUGGCAAGAGCUUUCAAAGGCUUGUGUCAGCUUGGCGUUACAACUCCUUUGGACAUCAUAAAGAGGAUGGCUUGGUGCUUUACAACCGAAUUUCCAUGUGUGCACAUUCUUGUGAUCCGACUUGUUGCUGGUCCUAUGGAGACGAAGAUGCAUUUGUACUUCGCAGCCGAAUGGCUUUGGACAAGGGCGACGAGCUCACGAUCUCCUACCUGCAGGACGAGGACCUCCUCAAAAGCACGGCUGUUAGACAGCAGAAGCUCCAGAAUUGGAAGUUUCUCUGCAUGUGCCCGCGCUGCUCCCUCAAGACCGACGUUGGCCGUGGCAUACGUUGUCAACGUUGCCGAGUUGGGGUCCUGUACCCGCAGGUGCAGGCGUCGAGCACGAUCUUCGAGCCCUGCAGGGUUUGUGGCAGCUCUCCUCCAGCAGAGGACAUCUCCAUGCUCCUGCACAUGGAAGAAGAGUAUGUUCAGAGAGUGGACUGCUUGGACAAGAAAGACCUGGAAGACGUGCAGCAAGUAUACCAGGCUGCUCUCGACAUCUUUGAGAACCAUUGGAUUCUUUAUGUGAUGGAUACCAUCCUUUGGGAAGGCCACCGCCAAAAAAAUGUCAUGGAUGCCAUGGAACAUCAGCGCCGCCGGAUUGACUUCCACCAGCACUACUACUUCAGGCCGACCUUCAUCCUGGCAUGGUGCCAUGAGGAGCUGGGUGAUUGCAUGAUGGCGCAGUUCCCGACACGAAAAUGGCACAUCACGCAGGAAUUUCAGCGUGCCUACCAGAUGCUUGCAGUCCUAUGUGGGUCUACACAUCAAUACACGGCGAGCCCCUACAACAAGCUGUGGCAGGUCACAAACGGAAAUUCUACCAACUCAGCUAAUACCAACGGCACUGCAGAUGCAGUGGCUGAGUCCGCAAAGCUAGCUUGA
Messenger RNA from Symbiodinium sp. CCMP2456, 1554 nucleotides. The record is from the annotation of a GenBank genome assembly. NCBI's taxonomy places the organism in Eukaryota, Dinophyceae, Suessiales, Symbiodiniaceae.